Messenger RNA from Oryzias latipes (Japanese medaka), 1441 nucleotides. It is a transcript of the gene ntmt1, whose product is annotated as N-terminal Xaa-Pro-Lys N-methyltransferase 1. Gene Ontology annotation, molecular function: N-terminal protein N-methyltransferase activity. Lineage: Eukaryota; Metazoa; Chordata; Actinopteri; Beloniformes; Adrianichthyidae. Gene Ontology annotation, biological process: N-terminal protein amino acid methylation. The record is from RefSeq and is a predicted model, not a curated record. Gene Ontology annotation, cellular component: cytoplasm.
GUGUCAAAAGGGUUAAAGAGAGCCUCAAAAUAUUUCUCCCACCACCCAACAAUAUCAUCAGUUGAAGUUAAACAGUGAUGAUUCACACACACGAGUGAGGCCGUAGCUCUUGGGACGGACUGUAGAGCUGAUCAUACGCUGGCUGAGACCCUCAAUUGCAGCAAAGCAAAAUGUCUAGAACAGCAGGGAAGCGGAGCAGCGAUGGUCUGACCUCCAUAGUCACCUGAACUCAUUUCUGCGGAUGUGACACCUCCACCAGGGGCGCUGUCGCCAGUUCUUCCCGCGGUGUCUAAAUAAGGAAAUGACGUCAGAGUGCACGGUUUUGGAUGAGCUCCUGAAAUGGAAGCGUGAGUCCCGGGGUGAGGGCAGCCGGCCUGGGGGAGACGACAGCGACCACGCCGCAAACGCUCGUGGAAGCGGACCGGGACGUGGACUGAAGGAUGGGGGACAAAGCAGAGGAUGAAACCAGCUUCUACUCCAACGCUGAGGGCUACUGGAGGGACGUCCCCCCCACGGUGGACGGCAUGCUGGGGGGCUACGGCAGCAUCUCCAGCAUUGACAUCAACGGAUCAAAGGCUUUCCUCAACAAAUUCCUUGGUGAGGGAGAGGGGAAGACCGGCUGCAGCUGUGCUCUGGACUGUGGAGCGGGAAUCGGCAGGAUCACCAAGCGGUUGUUGCUUCCUCUCUUCAGUACGGUGGACCUGGUGGACGUCACCCAGGAGUUCCUGGACAAAGCCAAGCACUAUCUGGGCACGGAGGGCCGAAGAGUGGAGAACUAUUUCUGCUGUGGCCUGCAGGACUUUGAACCCAUGAGUGGACGCUAUGACAUCAUCUGGAUCCAGUGGGUUAUUGGUCACCUGACCGACAGCCACCUGGUGCAGUUCCUGCGCCGCUGCCAGAAGGGCCUGAGACCCAACGGCCUGAUCGUCAUCAAAGACAACGUGUCCUUCGAGGGCGUGGUCCCAGACGAGGUGGACAGCAGUGUGUGCCGGGACUUGGAAAUAGUCCGCAGUCUAGUUCACAGAGCCGGCCUUCAGAUCGUCCACGAAGAGCAGCAAAUGAACUUCCCCCAGGAGAUCUACCAGGUGCACACCCUGGCUCUCAGAUAGACGGAGACGGCUUUUCUCUGCCAACAACGUGCCUGAUGAGCGCCUGCUGCAGCCGUACCAGGAAAAAAGCUGCAGGCGUCUCUACAGAACCUGAGGACACGACGUCCUGCAGUAGAACCAUCGACACGUCCUGCUCUACUGUUGGGACUGACAGCCAAAGGAUGCGUUCACAGACAUUCAGGACACGUGCAUGCUGGGAGUUGCAGGAAUGACUCUGUGGACGCUCUUUCACACUUUGAAUGUUCCUCCUCUGGUUCUUCUGGUAGAGCAGACCUCUUCCUGUCACUCCAGCUUUGUUACUCACAUUAAAGCCAAUAGAGGCUCAGCAGAGA